Messenger RNA from Pezoporus occidentalis (night parrot), 571 nucleotides. RefSeq names its product olfactory receptor 5AS1-like. The record is from RefSeq and is a predicted model, not a curated record. NCBI's taxonomy places the organism in Eukaryota, Metazoa, Chordata, Aves, Psittaciformes, Psittacidae. Gene Ontology annotation, molecular function: odorant binding; olfactory receptor activity; G protein-coupled receptor activity. The transcript has a single exon. Gene Ontology annotation, cellular component: membrane. Gene Ontology annotation, biological process: G protein-coupled receptor signaling pathway. The annotation marks the transcript as partial.
AUGUACAUUUUCGUGGCUCUGGCUACCUUUGAGUGCUUCCUCUAUGGGGUAAUGGCUUACGACCGAUACACAGCUGUGUGCAAGCCCCUGCUCUACACCACUACCAUGACCAGGGCGCGUUGCUAUGGCAUGAUGGUGCUGGUGUACACCAUCGGGUUCCUCACCUCCCUGGUGCACAUCACACUGGCAGGGAGGUUGUCCUUCUGUCAGGCCAGGAGCAUCAACCACUUCUUCUGUGAGCUGCCCACCCUCCUGCAGCUCUCCUGCUCAGACACAAGCACAAAUGAGGUCUUGCUUUUUUACAACACUGUGUUAAACACCGUGGGCCCUCUCCUCAUGAUCCUGGUGUCCUACACCUACAUCCUCCACACCGUCCUGCAGAUCCCUUUGGCCACGAGGAGGCUGAAGGUCUUCUCUACCUGCGCCUCCCACUUGGCUGCCAUCACCAUCUUCUACGCACCCGCGAUCCUCACCUAUGUCCAGCCUCAUGAGGCAUCCUCAUGGGAUCAGGCAAAGCUGGUGUCGCUGUGUUACUCCAUCCUCACCCCAGCCCUCAACCCCCUCAUCUACA